AUAUAAACCCGCAGAGACCACCUUCUCCUGAAGACCUCUUAUAGUUUGCAAAGCUCCCAAAACUGAGGUGCCAAGGACAACUCCAGGGGAUCUCUUGCAGAAGAAAAAAGCUCCCAAUCCGAGGCGCCAAGGAUUUGCAAGCAUGCAGCCUCACUUCCUUGCCUUCGUAUUUCUGUGCACGCAAUGCGGAACAAGUGCGCUGGCUGUGGACGCGGACGCCGCUACCGACGCGCCAUCCCCGGCGUCACAAAUGGCCAAUUUCACCGGCAUCGGAGCCGGAGCCGGAACCGACACUUCUAAAAGCAGGAGGAAGCGGUACAUUAGCCAGAACGACAUGGUGGCCAUUCUUGAUUACCACAACAAAGUGCGAGGCAAGGUGUUCCCUCCCGCGUCCAACAUGGAGUACAUGGUGUGGGAUGACAAUCUGGCCAAGUCAGCUGAGAACUGGGCCCACGCCUGCCUGUGGGAGCACGGCCCGUCUCACCUCCUCAGGUUUCUGGGUCAGAAUCUCUCCGUCAGGACAGGACGUUAUCGAUCCAUCCUCCAGCUGGUGAAGCCGUGGUACGACGAGGUCAGGGAUUAUUCUUUUCCUUACCCCCGCGACUGCAACCCCCGAUGCCCCCUCAGAUGCUACGGCCCCAUGUGCACCCAUUAUACACAGAUGGUGUGGGCCACCACCAACAAAGUGGGCUGUGCCGUUCACACGUGCCACAACAUGAACGUUUGGGGUUCCGUGUGGAAGCGGGCCACGUAUUUGGUCUGCAACUACUCGCCAAAGGGCAACUGGAUCGGAGAGGCUCCCUACAAAGUCGGGGUGCCCUGUUCCGCCUGCCCCCCCAGCUACGGGGGCUCGUGCAGCAACAACAUGUGCUUCCCCGCCCUGAAGACAAACUACCUGCACUGGUUCAAAUAAACACAAGAUGCCCCCCCCCCCCACCACCACCACCGCCCGCACCCCUCCCAAGCCACAGUACCACAGAGACGCUAUUCUCAUGGAGUAGCGUCCGGAUUUGCACAAGAGACAUGGACCAGUCUAUUUUUGUAUAUAUGGGCUUAUUUAAAGACACAAAGCCACGUUUGAAGGCAGCAGACCAUUUUUUGACCACGUGUACAUAAACUGUAAAUUAAUUCUCACCAGAUUUUCUAAUUUAUGCGUAGAAUCCUUCCCAAACAUCCACGCCAGCAGGGUGCUACGUAGAGUUUACGGCGAAGGGCCGUGGCGGCGGCGGCGGCGGCCCGAACGUGACGACAGCUGCUCAUGCGUGCUCACUACGGUGCUAUACGGGCAUCACACCUCCCUGUUGUGUGCUCUGCCUUUUAGGAAUGCUGGAAUCCAACCUUCAAACGGACGCCAGCGUAGCCACGCUACACGCUUCACCCUCGGCCGUCUAUUUUUGUCCCGUGAGGAAUCGCUCGGACAAAAGUGCACUUGACUGUGAAAUUUGAAAUGUAAACAUGACCUGACUACUUCUGUUUAUUUUUUAUUUUAUUUCUUCUUAAACGCAGUUUAAAUCUGCACUUAUUUGGCUUUAACACCGCAAAUAAUUUGUCUAAAGCACAACAGACGUGAGCCCUUUUUGUAUUUGAUAAUCAUAUGUCUUAUACUGUAUUGAUAUAUAUCGGAAAAAUGAUAUUUUUUGUCAUGCAAUUCUGGAGCGAGACAUUCAAGUGCACCUUAAUUGUUGUAAAAGUCCAAAAUUGCAGAAAAAUCCUUUUGUAUACGUGUACAUAAUCAUCAUACUCGGACUAUCCUUUCUACUACAAUUAUUGUAUAAGUUAUUCAUUUUUUUUAUAUACAUGAUAUAUUAUAUUUUUGUAUUGUUUUGUUCAACAAUAGCGAAACAAUUAUUAGCAUUUGGGCAACAAAGCACUAGCAAACUAGCCUGGCAAAUCCAACAUCUUUGCAGCAGCGUUAUGAAGUGAUUGAACAAAGUGGGCAUUGCUGCUAAAAAAAUUAAAAAUAUAUAUUAAAAAAAAAAAAACAGGAAAAGUUCCGCACUGACUGUAUUGAAAUCAACAAGACUUUUAUGCAAUGAAG
Doryrhamphus excisus (bluestripe pipefish) is the source of this 2038-nucleotide messenger RNA. Its product is annotated as peptidase inhibitor 15-A. Lineage: Eukaryota; Metazoa; Chordata; Actinopteri; Syngnathiformes; Syngnathidae. The record is from RefSeq and is a predicted model, not a curated record. Gene Ontology annotation, cellular component: extracellular region.